This is a messenger RNA of Solanum pennellii, 1362 nucleotides long. RefSeq lists its product as uncharacterized. The coding region runs from base 1 to 1362 and encodes 453 amino acids. The record is from RefSeq and is a predicted model, not a curated record. NCBI's taxonomy places the organism in Eukaryota, Viridiplantae, Streptophyta, Magnoliopsida, Solanales, Solanaceae. The transcript has a single exon.
AUGGGAAGACCGUUUCACACAGCAAUCAAAAUUGGGGAAAUGGUCGAAAGUGGUCUCAAAACAGGAAGGAUCGUGAGCCAGGCAGCAAUCAAAGCUACCACACAGGCCAUUCAAGGUGGUUCAACAAGUUUUGGAAAUCGUAAAAGGAAAGAGGAAGUUAUUUCACUGGCCUCAGGGUCAAGAGGAGCUCAGAGAAAGUCUGAUUGUCCCUACACAUCAGUUCAGGGACAACUUAGCUAUCCUCAGCAUUACUACCCUUAUGCUCCUCAAUAUCCAGUAUCUCCAUCUCCGUACACGGUCUUAAAUGCUCAGUCAUAUGUGCAUCCUCCCAAUCGCCCACCUUUUCGGGCCCCAUCUCAAGGAAACUUUCGCCCACAACGGCCACCCUAUCAGGUCCCUUACAACUCUCCUCUUAUGCGGAAUUAUGCUCAAGAUCAAGCACUGAAAAAGAAAUUCACUCCAUUGGGGGAGUCGUACUCCAGCUUGUUUCAAAAGUUAAGAAAUAUAGGAGCGAUUGAGUGUAUCCCACCACAUCGUCUGAAUCUAAAUGCUCCAGGCUUCCAAGCCAAUGAAAGAUGUGAAUAUCAUUCAGGAGACCCAGGACAUAGCAUUGAUAAUUGUUGGACCUUGAAGGGAGCAAUAGAGAAGCUGAUCGAGCAUGGAGUUGUUGUUGUGACAGAUGAUCAAAACACUCCCAAUGUGACCAAUAACCCACUUCCAGCUGAAAAAAACUUAGUGGGUAUAAUUUGUGAUGAUCAAGAGUACAAACUCCUCAGCAAAAUGGGAAAGUUGUUUAGGAAGAUUGGAGAAGAAGACAGGUCAAUGAAGAGUUUAGAACUAGUUGCAUCUCUGAGUGCGGAAGGUGUCAAUCUUGACACCAAAGUCUUGUGCGUCCCGGGGGUUUCAAAGGGGAUUGAAGUUCGAGCAACUAUGCCAAAGUUGUAUGUAUCAAGCGGCUUUUCAUUAACACAGCAUGAUCAAAGUGGCUUGACCAAGUUGAAAGAGCCUAUUUUUGUUAAGAUCGUUCAACAGCUUCCAAUAAUUGAUUCAAAGGUUGUCCCUUGGAACUAUAACAAAGCCGCAGUGUUUUAUCAAGGAAAGGAGAUUGUCGAAGAAGUUGAUGAAGCGGGAGGUUUGACACGCUCUGGAAGAUGUUAUUCUCCAAAAGAAUUAAGAAAAGGUAAGAUGACUGAAAAUAUCCAAGUACCACUAAAGAAAGCAGUUACUGAAGAAGAAAAUGUAGAAUUUCUAAAAAAGCUUAAGGUUCCAGAUUACUCUGUCGUGGAACAAUUGAAGAAGACGCCUGCACAGAUUUCACUGUUGUCUCUACUUUUGCACUCAGAAGAACAUCGUCUUGUGUAG